Molecule: messenger RNA, 1456 nt
Organism: Emiliania huxleyi CCMP1516
Lineage: Eukaryota; Haptophyta; Isochrysidales; Noelaerhabdaceae
Exons: 10
Coding region: 217-747 (176 amino acids)
Source: RefSeq, a predicted model, not a curated record
GCGGCGGUGAGGAUGUCCGAUGUGUCUGAUGCGGUCGUCAAGAAGCGCGGCCUCCCGCCGGGCGAGGAUCUUCCUGAUGGCGCGGCCAAGCCGCCGGUUGUGGGACGUAUCGAGGCGCUCGAUUUCCUGGGUCUGAGCGACGACGAGAAGCAGUUGUUCCUGGGCUUCACCUUUGCUUACUACCGCGAGGCGGAGCUCAAGCACGGCAGGCUCGCGAUGCUCGCGGCCGUCGCGUGGCCGACUCAGGAGAUCUUCAACCCGAUCCUGACCGACGCCCUCGGCCUGAAGGACGCGCUGGCGGCGUCUGGAGGCGCGUCGCCCUCGCUGCUCAACGGCGGCCUCUUCCAGCUCGAGGUGCUCCCCGCGGUGCUCCUCUUCGCAUGGGGCAGCUCCAAGCUCGAGCGGUCGGACUUGGACACGCGCGGCCAGCUCGGGCUCAAAUGGAACGAGUACGCAAACGGCUUCGGCUUCUUCGGCCGCACGCCGGGCGACUUCCGCUUCGACCCGCUCAACUUCUACAAGCCGCUCUCGUUCGAGGACAAGGUGGCGGUGCAGGAGCGGGAGCUGCUCAACGGCCGCGUCGCCAUGCUCGCCGUGGCGUCGUACGUAGCGACCGAGUUCGUGACGCGCAUGCCAGUCGUGAAGGCGACGCCGCUCCUCUUCGAGCCCCUCAUCUUCUCGCCGUGGUUUCGCUCCUUCAUGGACGCGUCCUUUGGCGCGGCCGGCAUGGGCGCGGGGAGGAUGUGAUAGCUACACUGUCAGCGGUGUGGGUUUCGGUUACCGAAAUGGUGCCUCUCUCGCUAAAAGUACCUGGGCCCCUUAACCCCGCCCAAGCAGCGAAGCUCUCGCCUGGCAGCGCUCGCGCGCUCCCCAGCUCGUGGCCGACUCCCCGUCAGCCAGAGGCCCCGCCACCCAUCAGCCCACCGCGCCGCUGAACGCGCCCGCGGCGUCGUGGAAGAAGGGCAGGUCGUUGUACAGCGAGAGGGAGACGGGCUUGGGCAAGCGCAGCACAUCAGCCAGCCUGACGCGCUGCAGCUGUAGGUUGGUCUGGUGCCGCCAGUAGAGGGUGGCGUUCCUGUGGUCGUAGAUGUGCCCGUAGUGAGUGUGGUCCGCUCUUCCCUCGCCAAAGCCGCUGUCUGUCCCCAUCUGCUCGCCCAUCGGGACGGUGAUCGAGUUGAGGACAUGCAAGGCGUGCUGCACCGCCUCCUGGUACGAGCGCGGCGUCGGCAUCGCAGACUUGAGCAGAAAGAUGCGCAGGAAGCGCUCGUCGGGGUAAAAGGCGCCUGGCACGGUCGUCGCCGGGCGCGCGAGGCUCUGCUUCCACAGAAAGUGCUUCACGUUGGCGACCUGCCACGGGAACGGCGGCUCGUUCGUGAAGACACCGACGCCGCUGGCGCCGUCGUUGGCGUCGUCGUAGAGCCUGACCGCCUCCUCCAUAAACUCGACCGCGAGCCCG